AUGCCUUCAAUUCAUCCUCUCAUCGAUAACGGUAUCACCAAAGGGGACCCCAAUUUCCCCGGUGGCACUCUGCACUGCCGCUGUCCCUCUGACCAAGUCGUUGUCGGUCUCAAGAGCAACGUCGCCCACAACCAUGCCUGCGGUUGCUCCAAGUGCUGGAAGCCCGCCGGGGCGCUCUUCUCCAUUGUCGGUGUCGUUCCUCGUGACAACCUGAGCGUCCAGGCAAACGAGUCGAAGCUUGCAAUCGUCGAUUCCUCCGCAAUCAUCCAGCGCCAUGCUUGUAUUAAUUGCGGUGUCCAUAUGUUCGGCCGGAUUGAAAAGCCUCAUGCUUUCCAUGGACUCGAUUUUGUCCACGUCGAGCUUUCGGACCAGAAGGGAUGGCAGGAGCCCCAAUUUGCAGGUUUCGUCUCUUCUAUCAUUGAGCAAGGCUUCGAUCCCAAGGGAAUGGAUGAGAUUCGAUCGAAGUUCAAGUCCGCCGGUCUGGAUACCUUCGAUGCUUUGUCGCCACCCCUGAUGGACCUGAUCGCCACUUUCACCGCGCAGAAGGCCGGCGUGAAGUUCUCCAACCUGUAA
This is a messenger RNA of Penicillium cinerascens, 573 nucleotides long. RefSeq names its product S-(hydroxymethyl)glutathione synthase. Gene Ontology annotation, biological process: formaldehyde catabolic process. Gene Ontology annotation, molecular function: S-(hydroxymethyl)glutathione synthase activity; zinc ion binding. The transcript has 2 exons. The record is from RefSeq and is a predicted model, not a curated record. The coding region runs from base 1 to 573 and encodes 190 amino acids. NCBI's taxonomy places the organism in Eukaryota, Fungi, Ascomycota, Eurotiomycetes, Eurotiales, Aspergillaceae.